Emys orbicularis (European pond turtle) is the source of this 1149-nucleotide messenger RNA. RefSeq names its product vertebrate ancient opsin-like. The transcript has 4 exons. Bases 1 to 1149 code for a protein of 382 amino acids. The record is from RefSeq and is a predicted model, not a curated record. Gene Ontology annotation, molecular function: G protein-coupled photoreceptor activity. Gene Ontology annotation, cellular component: photoreceptor outer segment; plasma membrane. NCBI's taxonomy places the organism in Eukaryota, Metazoa, Chordata, Testudines, Emydidae. Gene Ontology annotation, biological process: G protein-coupled receptor signaling pathway; visual perception; phototransduction.
AUGUCAAAAAUGAGUACCAACUGGACAGCCAACCUGAGCUUUGGAGCAUCUACAGAUCCUCAUGAGCCAAGAACUGGACUCUCUAGAACAGGGCACACCAUAGUGGCUGUUUUCCUUGGAUUUAUCUUGGUAUUUGGCUUCUUGAAUAACUUGAUUGUUCUCAUACUCUUCUGCAAGUUUAAAACCCUGCGCAACCCUGUGAACAUGCUACUGCUGAACAUCAGUGCCAGUGACAUGUUAGUGUGCAUCUCUGGCACCACACUCAGUUUUGCAUCCAACAUCCACGGCAGAUGGAUUGGAGGAGAGUAUGGCUGCAUGUGGUAUGGCUUUGUCAAUUCCUGCUUUGGUAUUGUGUCCCUGAUCUCCUUGGCUAUCCUGUCUUACGAACGCUAUAGCACCAUCACCCUAUGUAACAAACGAGGCUCUGACUAUCAGAAGGCUCUGCUAGCAGUUGGUGGUUCCUGGCUUUAUUCUCUGAUCUGGACAGUACCACCGCUCAUUGGCUGGAGCAGUUAUGGGAUUGAGGGGGCCGGCACAAGCUGUUCAGUACGUUGGACCUCCAAAUCAGCUGAGUCUGUGUCCUAUAUCAUCUGUCUCUUCAUAUUCUGCUUGGUCAUCCCUGUAAUGAUCAUGAUAUACUGCUAUGGGCGUCUCCUUUAUGCUGUUAAACAGGUUGGAAAAAUCCGGAAGAAUGCUGCCCGUAAAAGGGAAUACCAUGUUCUCUUCAUGGUGAUUACUACAAUAAUCUGUUAUCUAAUAUGCUGGAUGCCUUAUGGAGUUAUAGCACUGCUUGCAACAUUUGGUAGUCCAGGUGCAGUUUCUCCAGUAGCAUAUGUCAUACCUUCCAUCCUGGCAAAGAGCAGUACCGUAUGCAAUCCAAUUAUCUACAUACUUAUGAACAAGCAGUUUUACAAAUGCUUUCUUCUACUUUUCCACUGCUACCCUCCUUCGGCUGCUGAUGGAGAAUCCAUAUGUCAGUCUAAGGUAACCGUAAUCCAGCUGAAUCAGAAAGUGGACAGUGGAGUCACAUGUAAUAAUCAAAUACUUCCUGAAAUGGAUGAAAGAGUGCCCAGUCUGCUGAGCCCAGAGUCAAGCUUGGAGCCAGCUUCAGAAGACACACCACAGAUGUUAAAGGAGAAUUCUCUCUGA